This is a messenger RNA of Colletotrichum gloeosporioides, 375 nucleotides long. RefSeq lists its product as uncharacterized. NCBI's taxonomy places the organism in Eukaryota, Fungi, Ascomycota, Sordariomycetes, Glomerellales, Glomerellaceae. The record is from RefSeq and is a predicted model, not a curated record. The transcript is spliced from 2 exons. The coding region runs from base 1 to 375 and encodes 124 amino acids.
AUGAUAUCGGCUCUGUUCUAUCUCCAGCUCCAGGAACCACCGCAUGUCGUUGGGCAGCACGGAGAGCUCAAUUGCGAGGUAACUGUGGCGUGUAGAGAUGAAGACGACGCGGCAAUUAUGAAGAAACUCGCAACUGAAUAUCCAGGCCUCGCGGCAUGGUUGACGGCAAGGACACAGACUGUUUCUUCAUGGAACCGGCGUAUCGAUAUGCGGAUCAAGCACACUGAGACAUCCGCCUCCAUCACGGGGUUUCCCGCAUCAAUGAAGGGGAUAUAUUCCUUGCAGCAGCACCUGCCUCUGGAGAUGUACGUGGCACAGGCGCCGGUAAGCGAGCGUUUGAGAAGGGAAAAUGUCAACGGCCAGCACAAAGCUUGA